ACCAGUCAUAACACCAACCCAACUCCUCUCUGCAGUCUGCCUCCAGUCUCAGCUCCAUCGUUGCUAAGAUGAAGACUCUGAUCGCUCUCACUGCUCUGGUGCUGAUCGUUGCUGUUAAUGCUCAGAAUCCCCUUAAGAGUGAAUGCUGUCAGAGGUACUACCCCAACUCACUCCCAGAACGCUGGGUGAAGUCCUAUGCCCCAGUCCCCGCUAGAUGUAGCCUGGACGCUUAUGUGAUUACAACGGUGAAAAAUGCCCGGUUCUGCGUCAACCCAAAGCUUAGAUGGGUGAAGAUGAUUGUGGCCAAGUUGACGAAGCCCAAAAAUAAACCCAGAAGGCAAUAAUGUGAUGGACACCAAUUCUCCGACUGAUCAUCAACUGUGAUUGAACUGUGAGCUGUGAUGAAACUGUGUGCUCCCCAUGGUGCUGCUUUUGCACUCAUAAAAAUAAAAUUUCAUUUACCAUGAACAUGA
Engraulis encrasicolus (European anchovy) is the source of this 473-nucleotide messenger RNA. RefSeq names its product C-C motif chemokine 26-like. The transcript has 3 exons. Gene Ontology annotation, molecular function: chemokine activity. Bases 69 to 344 code for a protein of 91 amino acids. The record is from RefSeq and is a predicted model, not a curated record. Gene Ontology annotation, biological process: immune response. Lineage: Eukaryota; Metazoa; Chordata; Actinopteri; Clupeiformes; Engraulidae. Gene Ontology annotation, cellular component: extracellular region.